Messenger RNA from Adineta ricciae, 882 nucleotides. The record is from the annotation of a GenBank genome assembly. NCBI's taxonomy places the organism in Eukaryota, Metazoa, Rotifera, Eurotatoria, Adinetida, Adinetidae.
AUGUUACAAGAAGCUGAUAAGAUCAAAGCACGUGCACACAUAACACCUGAAGAUGUUGUUAAAGGAAAUCCGAGACUAAACUUUGCUUUUGUAGCAAAUCUGUUUAAUACGUAUCCCGCUUUGGAUCUACCAACUGAACAAGUACCCGAACCGGGUGUUGUGAUCGAAGAAACUCGAGAAGAGAAAACUUAUCGAAAUUUUAUUAAUAGUCUAGGUCUCGAACCACAUGUGAACUAUCUCUAUUCCGAUCUAUGUGAUGGAUUGAUUAUUCUUCAGCUUUAUGAUAUUAUUCGUCCGACUACAGUCGAUUGGUCAAAAAUUUACAAAACAUUCAAUGCAAUAAAAGAGCGCUUUCAAAAGCUGAGUAAUUGCAACUUUGCUGUUGAUUAUGCAAAAGAACCGCUUCGAUUCAAGAUGACUGGCAUUGGCGGAGCAGAUAUACUUGAAGGAAAUAAAACGUUAACACUGGGUCUUGUUUGGCAAAUAAUGCGUGCGUACACUUUGUCAAUAUUACAAAAACUAGCUAAGUCUUCAACGCCCAUCGCGGACAAAGAUAUAAUCAAUUGGGCUAAUGAAAAGUUAAAAUCUGCGAACAAAACGACAUUUCUAACCAAUUUUCAAGAUCAAUCAUUGAGCGACUCGAUGCUAAUCUGCGAUCUAAUCGAUGCCAUUAAACCUGGAUCUAUACAAUACAAUCUUCUCAAAACAUCGGGCACACCUGAAGCGAAGAUGGAUAAUGCAUUGUAUGCGAUUUCCAUGGCACGCAAAAUAGGAGCACGUGUUUAUGCCUUACCGGACGAUAUUGUCGAAGCAAAACAGAAGAUGCUUUUAACAGUUUUUGCUUGUCUCAUGGCCAGUGAUAUGAAUGUAGGAAAAAAUUAA